AAUCCACCUCUCGCGAUUUCAGUGAUUUGAAAGCUGAAAACAUACAGUUUAAUAAAACAUACAGAGAUUCUUUUGUUAGUUCAAUAAUGGAGUUAAUUUAAUGUAGUUAUAAUCAAACCAUUUGAGCCUUUUUUGUUACCGGUUGCUGCGGCGUUCAGACGUGUCCAAAACAAUCACAAUGUCGAAGGGAUCAAAACGGUGGUUCCGUUCAGCCUUCGACGAUAUCGACAGUGCUGUCCCGCCGAAGGAGGGUCGAAUUAAGCUCGACGAAACAUCUGUGACUAAGAAAAAGAAAAUAUCCAAUUCUAUAAACAAAACUUUACCAAUCUCCAAUAGCGGGAUGCAUUCCAAUAGCGUAAAUACCAACUAUGGCAUCUCCAAAGCGAUAGAUUGGUCUGUUGAUUUGGCUCCGAAAACGGUUUCUGAUUUGGCCAUUCAUCAAAAGAAGAUAGAGGAGUUACAACAGUGGUUUCAAACGUACGCACGGCUAAAGGAGACUGAUCCGGUUGCCAUUCUGCUAGUAUCAGGUCCACCAGGUUGUGGCAAAAGCACAGCCGUGAAGACGAUAGCCGCCGGUCUAGGUUACCAGGUAGCAGAGUGGACCACACCUGUCGAUGUGGAACUAUAUUUUCGGGAUGAUUUUGAUUUUGAAGGUGCUCCUGGUGAACAGCUCACUUGUCGAGAAAAUCAGAGACAACAGUUUGAUAAGUUUCUUUACAAAACAUCUCGCUACUGUUCUAUAUUUGAAACAGAAAUCGAGCGCAAGCUGUUGUUGGUGAAAGAUUUACCAAAUAUAUUUCUGCGGGAUCCUGAAGCAUUUCGCAGUUCCUUGGAGGCCUUCCAGGAUGCAGGAGCCUCACCAUUGGUUUUUAUAGCAACCGAUACAUCUAGUAAAAAACUGGAUAUUGUAUAUAACCUCUUUCCGCCUGCAGUAAUGCAUGAAUUUAAAAUUCAUCACAUUACAUUGAACAGUGUGUCGACUACGUUAAUGCGAAAAGCCGUUAAACGGAUCACUUCUCUAAUGAGUCGGCCCGAUAUGGAGCAACACUAUCGAGCUCCUGCGCAGGAAAUGGUUGAUAGCAUCAUUCUAUCGUCGCAGGGUGAUUUGCGUAACGUGACUUUGAACGUACAUUUUGCAUCACUUAAGAAUGCACCUCGAUUGUCAACAGAAGUUGUCAAUGUUGGAGAAGUGUUGAAUAGCUCGGGUGCAACCAUCUCCAAAGGCAGAAGUAAGAAAAAAGAGCUUAAAUUAAAAUCAGUAGGAUGUAAUGAAAGUUUAACUCUGAUGCAUGCGCUGGGACGAGUUUUUAACCCAAAAUUUGAGCAAACGAGCGGAGGAACAGCCGCGGAAAAGUUCCACCAUUCGCCAGAGGACCUAGCCGAAUGUUUCAUUUCUCAGCCGGGAUCGAUGAUUUCAUUGCUACAUUCUAAUUACGUCGUUCGAUUUACCGAUAUCGAAAACAUCACCGGAGCGGCGGACGCGCUUAGUCUAGCGGAUAAGAUUAUGAGUGAGUACCGUGAAGAUUCAAUGGCCAACCAUGGGUUAAACAUCGUCAUACGAGGCAUGAUGGUGUCCAAUCGAAAAACCGCUGGCGGUUGGCAACAGAUUAAAAAGAAGAAGACCUUCAACAAACCUAGCAGUCACGAUGAGGUGCUGAGAAGGCAUGGCCUCGAAACAUCUUCGAUUUCGGCAGGCCAGUUUGUUACCGAGUAUAAACAUUAUCUGAACAUAAUUGAGGGGACAACAGAAUGGACAAUAAAUUGUACAUAAUACACAACGUGUAAUCAUUUUCAGUCGUUCUUAUUGUGAUUCAGAUCUUACUGAUUGAAUGCUCCGUACAGUAUCAAAACUGCAAAUACAGUAAAAUAAUUAGUUCAAAAA
This is a messenger RNA of Wyeomyia smithii (pitcher-plant mosquito), 1882 nucleotides long. It is a transcript of the gene Rad17, whose product is annotated as cell cycle checkpoint protein RAD17. Gene Ontology annotation, biological process: mitotic DNA replication checkpoint signaling; DNA damage checkpoint signaling; DNA repair. Lineage: Eukaryota; Metazoa; Arthropoda; Insecta; Diptera; Culicidae. Gene Ontology annotation, molecular function: chromatin binding. The record is from RefSeq and is a predicted model, not a curated record. The transcript is spliced from 4 exons. Bases 179 to 1771 code for a protein of 530 amino acids.